Messenger RNA from Tetrapisispora phaffii CBS 4417, 1335 nucleotides. It is a transcript of the gene REH1, whose product is annotated as Reh1p. Gene Ontology annotation, biological process: ribosomal large subunit biogenesis. The transcript has a single exon. Gene Ontology annotation, cellular component: preribosome, large subunit precursor. NCBI's taxonomy places the organism in Eukaryota, Fungi, Ascomycota, Saccharomycetes, Saccharomycetales, Saccharomycetaceae. The record is from RefSeq and is a predicted model, not a curated record. The coding region runs from base 1 to 1335 and encodes 444 amino acids.
AUGAGUGCAGUUCAAUUUACAUGUAAUUCAUGUGUUAUUCAAUUUGUAUCUAGUGAUUUACAAAGAUAUCAUAUGAAAACAGAAUGGCAUAGAUAUAAUUUGAAGAGAAGAGUGGCUAAGUUAACACCAAUAACCGCUGAUGAGUUUGCUCAAAAACUUCAAAUAUCAGAGUUAGAAAAAGGUGGUCAUGAUUAUGAUGAAUUUGGUUUUGAAAUUAUUUCUGUCAAUGGCAAUACUGAUAUUAAGCAUAACAAACGUGGAAAAGCUAAGCAUCGUCAUCACCAUCAUCAUCACCAUCAUAGUCACGGUGAUAGAGACUCGAAGAAUGCUAUAAACGCCAACGAAAAAGCAAAAGAUGCAACUCCAAAUGACAAUGAUGAUGCUGAACCUAAUACUGAAAGACGAUCUUCAGUAUCCUCGAAAAUAUCAAAAUUAUCAAUAGACAGCGAAGAAUCAAACUUUGAUGAAGAUGCAGGAUUUUCUGAUUACGCUUUUACCUCUGAUUCAAAUUAUACAUCAACUGAAGAUGAAUACGACUCAGCAACUGAUCUAAGUGAAUAUUCAUAUAAUGAGAAUGCCGAUGGUUCUGUUACUAUUACCGAAUGUAUUUAUUGUGGUGUAAAUAACAAGGAAAUGGAGAGGAAUAUUAAGCAUAUGUUCUCCAAACAUGGUUUAUAUUUACCUGAAAGAUCUUACUUAGUUGAUGUUUCCGGCCUUUUAAUGUUUUUAAUUGAAGUAAUUGUUGUAAAUUACCAAUGUUUAUGUUGCCCGUUCAGAGGUAAUUCAUUGGAAGGUAUCAGGGCUCAUAUGAAUUCAAAGAGACAUUGUCGUCUGCCAUACGAAACGACACAAGAAAAAAAUAUGUUCAAAGACUUUUAUGACUUCAGUUCUUUAGAAGAACGUAAUAGAGAAAUAAUAAGAAAGCCAACAGAAGGAAAGCAAUCAAUUAGAUUUCAGGAAAGUGAUGAUUUUGAUGAGUUCGAGCAAGAUAUUUCUUCAAUUAUUAAAGAGCACAAUAUAAACUCAAAUUUUUCUGCGUCGGAAUUUGAUGAUUCUCAUUUAAGGAUUAAAUCACCAAAUGGAUCAAUUGCUGGUCACAGAAAUAGUUUGAGACAAAAUAAACAACGUAAACCGAUCCAUGAAGAAUCUAGUGAAAGCAAGACAGCAGUGACAGCUUCCGAUAAGAGACUAGUGAGUGGUGUCACAGAAAAGGAGUUCAAAAAGGGUUUGAAGAAAAUGCAGCAAACUGAAAAGAGAGCUGUUGAUGAACACUUCCGUGCCUCUGUGAAGAGAAUGAAUUUCCAAACACACUUCAGAGAUGAAUUACUACAAUAA